AUGCAUGCUCGCCAAAAUUCGGCCUGUUCUGCAACCAAAUUCCUGGCCCAGCAUUCCAUCUGUCACUUCCCGAUCCUGAAGACUAGCAGUUGGCCAGAAUGCCUCGAUCGGCUUGGCUGCCAUGGAAGAAAAAACAAAAAAGCGUACGGUUGUCUAACCUUAGUAGCUGAAAUCGUGCUGACCAGUACCCCUCCACAGCCCGCCUCUAAAGCAAGCGACCGCAGUCCCUUACACCAUUGUCCAACGGGUGCGUCGUCUAGUAAUACCCAACCAAGAAUUCAAGAGGAUGAUCCAAUCAAAGUGAUUCUCACAGACGAAGAAAGAGCGAAUCGGGUAGAAAAAUCCAAGGAUGCUUCCAUAGGAAAGGGACUUUGGACUGAGGCUCGUAGCCGUUUAGAUCCAGACCGGUUAGUUCAACUGGGAAAGCACAUUGAUGAGGACAAUAAGGGUCUUCAGAAAGCUGCAAAGGCAAAGCUGGAGGCUAUUCGAUCAUCUCGACUGAAAAUCAAGAUUGGCCAGAAUAAAGAGCUCGUGGUGAGAGACGGAGUCACCAAGGUGAUCAAGACAAUUCUUAGCUACAGUGAUUUGAUAUCAGCGGCCGUAGCCGCAGAGCCUCAUGCCAGUCUUGCUUGGGGAGGUGUUGCCGCCCUUUUACCGGUAAGUCCCCAGGAUCUACAGGCAAGUUGCGUGAGUUCUAAUAUUGAAUAA
This is a messenger RNA of Penicillium soppii, 708 nucleotides long. RefSeq lists its product as uncharacterized. The record is from RefSeq and is a predicted model, not a curated record. The transcript has a single exon. NCBI's taxonomy places the organism in Eukaryota, Fungi, Ascomycota, Eurotiomycetes, Eurotiales, Aspergillaceae. Bases 1 to 708 code for a protein of 235 amino acids.